This is a messenger RNA of Haemonchus placei, 258 nucleotides long. NCBI's taxonomy places the organism in Eukaryota, Metazoa, Nematoda, Chromadorea, Rhabditida, Trichostrongylidae. The record is from the annotation of a GenBank genome assembly.
AUGGACUGCGAUGGGAAGAGACUGCGUGAAAUUCCUAUGGUUCAUGACCCCACCGGAUCGAGGAUUCGGGGCGGUGGUGAGAGGCCAUUAUACGGAAGUCCUGGAAACCGCUCCGUAUACACACCGUACGGUUUGCCUCGGAUCAGCGCUGACGAUGAGCGAUAUCCUCGGACUGGAAGGGUUCAAGCAGCAUCGGACCAGCUCAAGGAAAAGCGCCAGGAGGAGAAUGCAGCUGAGGCGACGUCGAGACGAAUUUAA